UCUAACAAGAUGAAAUUGUUCAUAAUCCUCGCUGUCGCUGCCUGCGUACACGCAGCCAAGCUGAACAGGAACUACCUGCCUCCCUCCUACGCGCAAACUUCAGGGGGCUCCGGAAACUUCUUGGAGACUCCAAGAAUCGAUUCCAACCAGAGGAACUUCGGUGGAUUUGCACCAUCAAGCCAAGGCAACAACUACCAAGCCAACUACAAUGGUUUCGAGAGUCAAAGGCCUGAAAGACCACAGGCUUCCUUCGAGAGAAACGCUGGUAUUCUUCGUCUGGACAAUGAGAACGACGGGGACAAGUACUCGUACGCGUACGAGACUGAGAACGGCAUCGUGGCUGAGGAGAGCGGUGUUGCCACAGACGGUGUGAGGGCUCAGGGCGGGUUCUCAUACGUCGGUGAUGAUGGCAAGCAGUACAGCAUCAGCUACACGGCUGACGAGAACGGGUUCCAGCCGCAGGGGGAGCACCUCCCCACCCCUCCGCCCAUCCCAGAGGAGAUCCUCAGGGCGCUGGAGCAGAAUGCGCGGGACGAGGCCGCCGGCAUCUAUGAUGAUGGCUCAUACAACGAAAACAAAUACAACAACGGACAAAACAACGGAUACGACAACUACAACAACAAUAACUACAACAACAACAACAAUUAUAACAACGACGACGCUGUAGUUGUCAACGCUAAACAAUACAACACCAGACCCAACUUCAGAAACAACGGCAACAACCUUAGGUCAUACUUACCUCCUACUUACUAA
Aricia agestis (brown argus) is the source of this 753-nucleotide messenger RNA. Its product is annotated as cuticle protein 2-like. Gene Ontology annotation, cellular component: chitin-based extracellular matrix. Gene Ontology annotation, molecular function: structural constituent of chitin-based larval cuticle. Lineage: Eukaryota; Metazoa; Arthropoda; Insecta; Lepidoptera; Lycaenidae. The record is from RefSeq and is a predicted model, not a curated record. The transcript has 5 exons. The coding region runs from base 10 to 753 and encodes 247 amino acids.